CUCUGAAAGCCUGAAGCCAAACAUCCAGGCGUAGGCAGGGCUGGGUCCCUCUGAGGCACCUUGGGGAGAACUCUUCCUGCCUCUCAAACUUCCGGUGGCUGGCAGCAAUCCCUGGUGUUCCUGCAGCUGUCACUGCAUCCCCCUUGCUCUGCACCUGCCUCAGCCAGGCACCCUCCAUGUGUCUCUUUGAGAGCCCAAGUGCUGCUGUUGGGGACACAGUCAUGUCAGGGCCCAUCCUGCUCCCUUGUGACCUCAUCCCAACUCCAUGACUUGUGCAGCACUGUUUCCAAAAAGCCAGCUCCCACAGGAGGGUCCUGGGGUCCACCCAGCCUGAGCAAGGCAAAGCUGAGAGCCACAGGAUGUGGCUGGCCUCAGGCCUGUUUGCAAAGCAGAGAGACUAAGGAGAUGUCUCAGGCUGUGAGCAGCUACAUUCCCUUUGCCCCCACCCCCAAUCUUCUGAAGCAGUGGCUGGUUCCACUGGCUUCAGUCAGGGUCCAGGACAGGGCAAUGGCUUCCUGGAGCUCUUCAGAGCUCUCAUGUGUCACAAAACCUGGAAGCAUGCAGGGCCCCCAGACACUUGCUGACUCCUGGAGCUGAGGAAGCCCCCAGACACAAGGAAAAUUGAAGUGUGGGAAAAGGGUGCUGUGUCAGCCAACUUUUCAUAGCUGUGACCUAUGGUUAUAUGAUACAACCUAAAAGAGCAAAGAUACAUUUUGGCUCAUGGUUUCAGAAGUUUCAAUCCGUGGUUGCUGGUUCUGUUGGUUUUGACCUGUAAUGUGGCAGGGGCAUCGUGGCAGAAGACAUGGCAGAGGAGAGCUGCUCACUGCAUGGCGGCCAGGACUGGGACAGCAGAGGCCCUCUUAAGGCCCAGUGACCUGCUUUUACCUGGGCCCUUUCUCCCAACAACCAGGCAGCUGUGAACUCAUCAGUGGAUGAAUCGUUGAUGAGGUCAGCGUGCUCGUGAUCGGUCACCUCUGUAGGGCCCACCUCUGAACAUUGGGAAUCAAGCCCUCAGCACAGGACUCCGGGGGAUACUUCAUAUUUAAGUCAUGUGUAUCUUACAAGUGGGAGCUGUACAUGGUGGACCUCUGGGGGCCUUGCCAACCCUUUGGGACCCCUAGGAUGGGUGGGGGUGCAGAAGGGGCAAGGUCAGAAGCUGUGGCCUUCCAGGAGCGGCCUCCACUCCUCUGCUCUUAACAAAAACAUACCUGGGGACCUGUGCCCCCCAUUUUAAUAGGUGACUUCCCCAAGGAGUGGGCCAUGUGUAGAUGUCUACCAGUGCCUGAGCCAGAGCAUCAGGCAGGCUGCUGGGAUACACACCCACACCCCUUGCUCCAGGCCAACUCCCUUCUGGCCAAGGUAGACAGUUUAUGAGUCCAGUGAGCAGGUGCAGGGUGCUGGGCCUGUGUCCUCCAUCUGUGGCCUGAUUUGCACACCAUGUAUCCUGGCUUGCACAGAGGGAGCACAUGUAUUAUCCUAGGGGAUUGUGGUGAGAAGCAGACCCUGAAGACUGUGGUCAGCCUUCAUCAGCUUCAGCCUGAGAUCACCCAGAACCCAGGGCCUGGAUGCUCUUCUAGGGGUUCCCUGUGUGGUGAGUUCUGCAGUCUUAGGAUGAGCCCUCCCUUGGGGUACGCUGAUCCCAGCCCUGCAGAGGUGGAGGUAGAGGGGUGGCCUGGAAAGACUGCCGCACUGCUGACCUGAGGCCAACUAGUCUUGGGGUUAGGCAGCCAUGAAACAAGCCUCUGCCUGUCCAACCCUGGCCAUGAUCAGCAUGGGGCUUGGGGUCAGGUGGAGAGGCCAAGGUUCAGUGGAUUCCUUGGCAUCAUGGGGCCCUGAUGGGGAGGCCCGUAACUGGGCCUAACGUGGCCACAUACUUGGGUCUUCAGUGCUCGGGUGUUUCUGGAUGUUGUCUGAGUGAGCCCUUCACCCACUGGCAUGGGCUCCCAUCCAGCGUGCACCCCAACCCCAACAUGGAGAGGAAAGGCACCCAUCAUACUGUGUGGGCCAUGGGCUCUGUACCCAGCAGCUAAUGCCCCCUGGGUCUCCUGUGUGGACCUUUGAGGCACGGAUCUACUCUCUUCUGUGACCCCAAAGGGUCAACCCUUUUCCAGUGGGGGUCCCACCCGACAGGGUCCCCCUAUCCUCUGGGGGGUACUGGGAGGAGGGUCCCCUCCACAGGAAGCAGGCAGCUCACUAGCAUCAGGGUCCUGCAUCUCUGGAUACAAACUAGGUGGCUCAAAACAACACGCAUGGCUGGGGUAUAGCUCAGGGUAGAGCUGGGGCCCUUAAUUAGUGUGUUCCAGGCCCUGGGUUCAAUCCCCAACAUAGCGUGCCUGUGUGCACACGUGCACGCGCACACGCAUGCACAAUCACAGUGCAUGUUGUCUUACAAUUCUGCAAGUCAAAAAUCUGAAAAAUGAGUGAUAGGUCUAAUGUCAAGGAGUCAGCAGGGAUGAUCUUCCAGAGGCCCUGGAGGCCACUCCAUCUUCAAGCCAGCAGCUAGGGACUGAGCUCUGGUGAUCACGCUGUCCCCCAAUAAUCCAGGAUUAUCCCCUGAAAGGUCCUGAACCUCAUCCCAGCUUUAUCACAUAAGAGACAUAGUCUGGGGUUCCGAGAGCAGGACGUGGACCCCUGAGGGCAGUUACUUGGCUGACCACAGCAUCUAGCCCAGCCUGGUGGGCUGUGGGAUCUGGGUUCCCUUAGGGUGAGAGGGCAGCAGUGGCCAUGAGCCAACUCUGGGGUGACAGGUGAGCCCCACCCAGCUGAAGGAACCAUGCUGGGCCGGGAUACCCUUGGGGAGGGUGGAGGCCAGGUGGCUGCAGGAAGUGAAGCUGUGCCUGGAGUUAUUGGGAGGGCCGGAAAAGACGCUGUCCAGGGCUGGACAGCGUUCCAAACAGGCAAGUGUCAGCAGUGGUCAGACUCUUUCCUCCCCAAGGCUGUCAGGUACCUUGCUCUGGUUGUGGCGCUGUUGAGCCUGUGCCUUGCUAUGGGCUGGGAGGCCCAGUGCUAGGGUCCACACACCAAUGUCCCCAGGGAAAGACUGGGUACAGGACCAGCCAGUCUCUGUCUUUGUCUCUGUCAGACACCUGAACUGGCCCAGACAGGGGACCCUUGCAGCUGUGGUGUCCAGGCCUCCAGUCCCCACAUCCCUGCUAUCCCACCAGUAUCAGACCCAGAACCACAGGCCGGCAGCCUGGUCACUUGCAUGUCACCGUGUCCUUCGGUCCCUGCCAUGCCAUUGGGAGUACCAUGUGCAGAAGAAGGGCCACCCUGCUGGACAUGCUCACAGGGCCCUUGGGGCCAGGCCUCUCCAUACAGCGGCCCUGCAGAAUGCUAUCAGCAGAUGAGGAAACCAAGGGUCAGGGUGGCACAUGGGAGACAGGGAGGUGGUGGCAGGUGACUCACAUCACACCACAGAGGCAGCACACUUCAGCAUGUGGGGCCACUCCUGUCCAGCCUGGGGCAACAGGCAAGCCCCACCCCAGAGCCAAGGACUCAUGGGAGCCUGGCUGGGGGUCCCUCUUGGGGCCUGUCCAUACCGAUCAGCGGCAGCUAGGUUGAGGCCUGAGAGGCAGUGGAGACAAACACGGAGAAGAGCGUCCGCACCCAUGGCUCUCAGGGCUGGCUGUCGGGACAAAAGCAAGUGGCUACGUGCUGCCUUUCACCCGGGAGCUUUGGCCCUUUCUGAGCCCAGCUCAUCCUGAGGCCCUCAAGGACCUCAGGCCUUAGGAACCAGCUCUCCCUGACACUCCCAGCCUCUCUCCAGCCCCUGGCCCAUUUGCAGCUCCUUUCACCAAUCCACACCUCCUCUGGAGCCCCCCAUGAUUCCCAGGUACGGUGCAGUGAAGUCUACCUGGCCGGGUCCCAUCCUGGUGAUCUCUGAGGUCUCCUGAGCCCUUGUGCCCUCAGUGUGUGGAGCUGUCUAGACUGUCAGAGGUACUGGGGUGGGCCAAGUGCAGUCCAUAGCCCUGUGCUGUGCCCAGUAAGGAGCUGGGGUCCCAGGAUGCUGGGGCUAGGCCUGGAAGCACUUAGGGGCCGUGGAGUCUCUGCUCAGAUGCGUGGCUGGCCACUGUCACAGCCCUGGCCCCUGUGCAGCAGCAGCAGUGAAUCGUGCUCUUCCCUGCCAGCUACCCAGCUCACAAGGCCAAGUGCAGACAGGGAGGCCCUUACUUCCUGUGCCCAGCCCAGCAUGGCCUCGAACAGCCCAGACCUGAGUGGUGGCUGUAUCUGCGAUUGAGGAGGCCCUUCUGCUCACUUUUGGGGCAGAGGCCAUGUCCAGCUGCCUCUCAGAGUGCUGGGGUUACAGGCAUGCACCACCACACCUGGCUCACAGGCAGGCUUCUCUUGACACUUGGACUGCUGUACCAGAGGAACCUAUUUACUGUUACACCCCGCACAACUUCACCCGCGACCAGGCACUGUAUGCCCGUGGCUACUGCUGGACGGAGCUUCGGGAUGCGUUGCCCGGUGUGGAUGCCAGCCUGUGGCCGUCACUGUUUGAGCACAAGUUCCUGCCGUAUGCACUGCUGGCCUUCGCUGCCAUCAUGUAUGUGCCUGCGCUGGGGUGGGAGUUCCUGGCCUCCACCCGCCUCACCUCCGAGCUCAACUUCCUACUGCAGGAGAUUGAUAACUGCUACCACCGGGCAGCUGAGGGCCGUGCACCCAAGAUCGAGAAGCAGAUCCAGUCCAAGGGGCCCGGCAUCACGGAGCGGGAGAAGCGAGAAAUCAUUGAGAAUGCUGAGAAAGAGAAAAGCCCCGAGCAGAACUUGUUUGAGAAGUACCUGGAGCGCCGGGGCCGCAGCAACUUCCUGGCCAAGCUGUACCUGGCACGGCAUGUGCUCAUCCUGCUGCUCAGCGUGGUGCCCAUCUCCUACCUGUGCACCUACUACGCCACGCAGAAGCAGAAUGAGUUCACCUGUGCACUGGGCGCCUCCCCUGAUGGCCCAGCAGGUGGGGGCCCUGCAGUGCACGUCAGCUGCAAGCUGCCCUCCGUGCAGCUGCAGCGGAUCAUCGCAGGUGUGGACAUCGUGCUGCUGUGCUUUAUGAACCUCAUCAUCCUCGUCAACCUCAUUCACCUCUUCAUCUUCCGCAAGAGCAACUUCAUCUUUGACAAACUGCAUAAGGUGGGCAUCAAGACACGCCGGCAGUGGCGCCGCUCCCAGUUCUGUGACAUUAACAUCCUCGCCAUGUUCUGCAACGAGAACCGCGACCACAUCAAGUCGCUCAACCGGCUGGAUUUCAUCACUAAUGAGAGUGACCUCAUGUAUGACAAUGUGGUGCGCCAGCUGUUGGCUGCGCUGGCCCAGUCCAACCACGAUGCCACUCCCACCGUGCGUGACUCGGGCAUCCAGACUGUGGACCCCAGCGCCAACCCUGCAGAGCCCGACGGCUCCACUGAGCCACCUGUGGUCAAACGGCCACGCAAGAAGAUGAAGUGGAUCCCCACCAGCAACCCGCUACCGCAGCCCUUCAAGGAGCAACUGGCCAUCAUGCGUGUGGAGAACAGCAAGGCCGAGAAGCCCAAGCCCGUGCGCAGGAAGACAGCCACUGACACGCUAAUUGCCCCACUGCUGGACGCAGGCGCCCGUGCAGCACACCACUACAAGGGCAGCGGGGGUGACACAGGCACUGCCACCGCCCCCGACAAGAAGCAUGCGCGCCACUUCUCCCUGGAUGUGCACCCCUACAUCCUGGGUGCCAGGAAAGCCAAGCCCGAGACAGUGCCCACUGCCCUGCCCGCCUCCCGCAGCCAAGAAGGCGGCUUCCUGUCGCAGGCUGAAGAGUGCGGGCUGGGCCUGGCCACAGCACCCACCAAAGAUGCCCCACUCCCUGAGAAGGAGGCCCCGUACCCCACAGAACCGGCCAGGCCCGGGCUUCCUGCUGGGGGCCCGUUUCAUGUCUGCUCGCCUCCUGCACCUCCCACCGUGGCACCUCUGUCACCAGCCAGCCUGGGCAAGGCCGAUCCCCUGGCCAUCCUGAGCCGAAAUGCCACCCACCCUCUGCUCCACAUCAACACACUGUAUGAGGCCCGGGAGGAGGAAGAGGGGGCCCCCCGGGUGCCUCCAGACAUGGGUGACCUCAUCACCAUCCCCCCAGCCCAGCAGAUCCUCAUCGCCACUUUUGAGGAGCCCAGAACAGUCGUGAGUACCGUGGAGUUCUGAGGGAUGGGCCGCCAGGACCCCUGCAUGAGCUCAUGGACACAGUCUCUGCCUGCCUGGCACUGCCAUCCCAGCCUCUGCCCGCAUGCCGGGGCUCAGCACCCUUCCACCUGGCUCAACGAGGCACCCAUGUGAGGGAGCCGGGGCAGGGCAGAGCAAGGUGCCACCCACCCUGAUGCAGGUGCUGUGCUAGGUGCUGGGCUGCAAGACGAAGAGUUUAUUUUUUUAGCAAGUUUUGUUGUGGGCCAAGUGGCGGGGCAGCUCACCGCCCCAGGGGGCCCCAGCCCAGGGCCAGAGAGAAGGACACCGGGGAAGAUGGCACUGGCCACAGGGCCAGGCCCCAGGGGUCCCUCACAGAAGGGCCCCACCCCUGCAGGGACCGAUGCCCUCCAGUGGGGGCAGGGGUGGCCCUAGAUCCAAAUCGCCUUGCACUUUCUCCCUGUAGCCUGACAUACACUUUAUUUUACUAUGAUUACUGUAACUGACAAGCAUAUUUACCAUUGGGAGACUUAGGGUGAGUUUAAAGCAAGGGAUGUGUGUGAAUGGGUGUGAGCAUACAAGUGCAAGAGUGAACUCAGGUGUGCGUGGGGGCGGCCCAGUGCCACUACGCCAGCAUUCGUGAGCAGGUGUGGGUGCUAAAGAGCUUGAGUGUGCGCAUGUGUGGACUGGGCUGCAUGUGCAGGGGCGCCACGUAUGUGUGAGCCAGCAGGUGACGGCAGGUGGGCGCCAGUGCUCCAGAGAGGCAAGGAGCCCAACGCAAUAACCACGCCCCUCCCGGGCCCAGGCCGCUGCUGGCCCCGCCCCUAUUACCUCAGCCACAGCGGCCCGAGACACAGUAUUAACGAGGUAGCACUGAGCAUAUCAAUAAAUGUUAUUCUGAUAA
Molecule: messenger RNA, 7041 nt
Organism: Heterocephalus glaber (naked mole-rat)
Lineage: Eukaryota; Metazoa; Chordata; Mammalia; Rodentia; Bathyergidae
Source: RefSeq, a predicted model, not a curated record